AUGUUAUUGGUGACAAUUGAUGGUGAAGCAGAUUUGACAAUACACAACAUUUCCAUUUUACCAUCCGACCAGUGCGCUACUGAUGAUCAACGGGCGUCAAAGUGUUGUUGCGGUGACGGUAGAUUUUACGACUAUCCAACGAAGAAGUGCAAGGUGUCGCAAAAUGUUGGCUUUAUGUUUGGCAGAUUAAAUGAUUCCUGGUCUCACAUGGUGGUCUACGGAUUCGUAUAUCCAAUACUGGUGAUAAUCAUGAUUGCACCUCUGUGUGCUGUAUUGCUCGGAAUGGGAAAGCGAGAAAAACGAGAAGGUGAUCGACGCUACGUAAGUUUAAAUAAUUGGCCAACGCACGGGCUGCUCGUGCGAAGAUGCAUAGUUUCCCGCAGUUUUUGUCGCUACCGGCAUCGGUUUUUUCGGCAAAUGUCUCUAGCUAAACAAAAUAAAGACUGGCCACCAGAACUGGCAGGAAACACCCCCUAAAA
Molecule: messenger RNA, 479 nt
Organism: Gongylonema pulchrum
Lineage: Eukaryota; Metazoa; Nematoda; Chromadorea; Rhabditida; Gongylonematidae
Source: the annotation of a GenBank genome assembly